Messenger RNA from Suncus etruscus (white-toothed pygmy shrew), 743 nucleotides. RefSeq names its product mitochondrial ribosomal protein S17 (gene MRPS17). Gene Ontology annotation, cellular component: mitochondrial small ribosomal subunit; ribosome. NCBI's taxonomy places the organism in Eukaryota, Metazoa, Chordata, Mammalia, Eulipotyphla, Soricidae. The coding region runs from base 291 to 728 and encodes 145 amino acids. Gene Ontology annotation, biological process: mitochondrial translation. The record is from RefSeq and is a predicted model, not a curated record. The transcript is spliced from 3 exons. Gene Ontology annotation, molecular function: structural constituent of ribosome.
AGGAGGGAGCGGACGGGAGCGGGUGCAGGGAGCCAGGUAUCGGGGUGCGUGCGGGAGCCGGGCUACGUGAGAGCUCGACUGGAACGGGCAGGUCGAGUCGCUUUGGGGGAAAAGCUGUUCGCUCCCGGGACCAGUUGCUGUGCACUGAUCGAUCUCCACAGCAGCGCCAGGCCCUUGCGCUGGGCCCAGAAAGACGAGACGAAGGGUUCGUGGAACUGAGGCCUUCCAGGCCGGCGACGCCUCCAGACGCCGCUUUGGGGUAGGACUUGUUCCUGUGCGGCGAAAGGCGAAUGACAUUUAGAGACGUUAACAUCAGAGCUUGGUUUCAGAGUCACAUUAUGUCAGUAGCUCGUUCUUCUGUCCAUGCCAAAUGGAUCGUAGGGAAGGUGAUUGGGACAGCAAUGCAAAAAACUGCGAAAGUGAGAGUGACCAGGCUUGUUCUGGAUCCCUAUUUAUUAAAGUAUUUUAAUAAGCGAAAAACCUACUUUGCCCAUGAUGGUCUUCAGCAGUGCACAGUUGGAGAUAUUGUGCUUCUCAAAGCUUUACCUGUUCCUCGAACAAAGCACGUGAAGCAUGAAGUAGCCGAGAUCGUUUUCAAAGUUGGACAAGUCAUAGAUCCAGUGACUGGAAAACCUUGUGCAGGCACUACUUACUUGGAGGAUCCAAUCAGUUUGGAAACCACCCUAACCAAAAAUCUGAAAGAACUUUCUAUCUCUUCAACACAAUAAAGUAGUAGAAAGAGA